AUGAGUCGUGUUGCCGACUAUGGUAGUCCUCCACGGGAAAAAAGCAAGAUUAGCUCGUGUAAGGAGGCGAUGUUUGGAGAACGUGCACGUAAAUGGGCAUUCAUAUUUAUUGUUGCAUUUCUAGCCUGUUUGACGAUUAAGGAUGUUGUUGAUUUGGUUAUCGAAUACUGUGAAGAACCGAAGCAAUCAGACAUGAACAUUGUGUUCAACGACUCAAUGACUAUGCCGAAUGUGACGUUUUGUAUGUCAAAGCAACAAGCAUGGAGUCAUUUUAAGAUCAAUGAAAGUGCGCCGGUGGAUGAAUGGGAUAUGAUAGUCGAUGAAGCCCUGGCGAAUAUGACAGAUCACGACAGUUUCAUUAAGACUUUGUGGGAUUAUCGAUUAGUCAUGGAAGCUUAUGAUAUGAUCGCCACCUAUAACAGUAUGGAGAGGGAAACGACAGCACAUAAUUCUGCUCGAUCGAUCAACAUCUUUCGGACUUCACCACGAUUAGCAGGGAAGAGGAAGACGUUUAAGAAAUGGAUGGAAGCACUUGAAUCUCGGAAUGUCACAUUCGAAGAAUUCACACAGAAAGCUGGCACAGAGGCGCUACGUCGCUCCAUGCAACGUUUCGAAAGAACCACUUUUAACGAGGAUUUAGUGGUGAAAACAAAACUACGGAUUUCAUGGAUAUCACAAAUGCAAAUAUGUUUUCAACCAUGGUUCGAUACUGAUAAUUUCUAUACUAUUGAUGAUCAGGGUAACUUCUUCACAAUGAUGUUAUCCCACAAUGCUGAGAAUCUCAACGGUGAACAUCUCGAGUGUAUGAGUGUCGACUUCCACGGACGUCCUUCAUCGUUAAAUCGAUUUAUGGAGGGUAAGGGAAGGGCGAGAGAUGGAUUCACUUUUGAGCUCUGUGCUGGGCAGAGACACGAGGUUUCAGUUGAGGUACGUGCCCUUUAUCAGAUGUUGGAGAACGAUGAGCCCGGAAAAGCUUGUCGUGAUGUGGAAGAGGGUGAAGACAGUGAAUUCGACUGUAGGUCACGUUGUCGAAUGGAAAUGAUACGGGACAUGUGCAAAUGUACACCUUUGUCACUCAGCUACUUAGCAAACGAUGAUUUGGACAAAUUCCCUCUAUGCGACUAUACAAAAUGUGAAGUAGACGUACAAAAAGGUAACUACUCGGACAGCGAAUGUGGCAAACGUUGUUUCCGUGAUUGUCGUCAAAUCCGCUACGAAAUUGAUCACGAAGUUCAAGGAAGGAUGGUUAGACCAGAUUUAACACUGAUCAAUUUGAACUGGGGAUCAUUCGAAUAUCUCACAAUGGAACAACAAUGGAAAUAUUCAAUCACAGCAUUUAUCGCUGCUCUUGGAGGUUCUAUUGGAAUGUGGCUUGGAUUGAGUAUACUCUCAUUAAUCCAGGGAGGAACAUAUUUGUACACAUAUCUAACAAAGAAGGUUGUGAAGGAAAAAAUACUGAAAAAGGUGUCCGAACAAAAUCGCCGAAGAGAAAGCAAGCUCUCCGGACUCGCGGAUUUACCGACGAAGAAGAUAUCGAUAGCAGCUAAUCCUUUCGAAAACCCGUUUAGUUCACCAUCACAUUCUCCAAAUUAUGAGCUUAAAGAAGUUUCUCCACCUGGCUACAGUCGUAACCCUAAUCCAACUAAAAUACAAGUGGAUUAG
This is a messenger RNA of Necator americanus (New World hookworm), 1662 nucleotides long. RefSeq lists its product as uncharacterized. The transcript has 12 exons. Gene Ontology annotation, molecular function: ligand-gated sodium channel activity. The record is from RefSeq and is a predicted model, not a curated record. Gene Ontology annotation, biological process: sodium ion transmembrane transport. The coding region runs from base 1 to 1662 and encodes 553 amino acids. Gene Ontology annotation, cellular component: plasma membrane. Lineage: Eukaryota; Metazoa; Nematoda; Chromadorea; Rhabditida; Ancylostomatidae.